Molecule: messenger RNA, 642 nt
Organism: Harmonia axyridis
Lineage: Eukaryota; Metazoa; Arthropoda; Insecta; Coleoptera; Coccinellidae
Gene: RpL21
Product: 60S ribosomal protein L21
Exons: 2
Coding region: 130-609 (159 amino acids)
Biological process (GO): translation
Cellular component (GO): ribosome; cytosolic large ribosomal subunit
Molecular function (GO): structural constituent of ribosome
Source: RefSeq, a predicted model, not a curated record
GCGCUUAAAUCGUCAAUGGAUGACAUCAGUUCUCUAUGAUCUAUUUCCUACUCUGUGAUUGAUAUAUCUCAUUUCCACCAUUUUAGAGAAGUAUUCCUUUUGCAAGUGAGUGUUGUGAGAUCAGCAAAAAUGACCAACUCAAAAGGUUAUCGUAGAGGAACUAGAGAUUUAUUCUCCAGGAAAUUCAGGAGACAUGGAGUUAUCCCUCUGUCCACCUAUAUGAAGGUAUACAAAGUUGGCGAUAUCGUUGACAUAAAAGGCAAUGGUGCAGUACAAAAAGGUAUGCCUCAUAAGGCAUAUCAUGGAAGAACAGGACGUGUGUACAACGUAACUCCUCAUGCUCUAGGGGUUAUAGUCAAUAAACGUGUAAGGGGAAGAAUAAUUCCUAAGAGAAUUAACCUUAGGGUUGAACAUGUAUCGCAUUCAAAAUGCAGAGUUGAUUUCUUGAACAGAGUCAAGACUAAUGAGAAGCUAAGGAAAGAAGCUAAAGAGAAGAAUGUGAACAUCAGUCUGAAAAGGCACCCUCAAAAACCUAGACCAAGCCAUAUUGUUAGCGGCGAAAUUAAACCAGUAUGUCUGGCGCCAAUACCUUAUGAAUUCAUUGCCUAAACUGAACUUUUAGUGAUUAAAAGAUAAAAGAUU